Messenger RNA from Verticillium alfalfae VaMs.102, 1182 nucleotides. RefSeq lists its product as hypothetical. Lineage: Eukaryota; Fungi; Ascomycota; Sordariomycetes; Glomerellales; Plectosphaerellaceae. Bases 1 to 1182 code for a protein of 393 amino acids. Gene Ontology annotation, molecular function: gamma-glutamylcyclotransferase activity. The transcript has a single exon. The record is from RefSeq and is a predicted model, not a curated record.
AUGGCGUCAGUCCAGGAACCAUGCAAGCUCCUCCGCAAAUGCCGCGAUGUAAUGGCCAGGCCGAAGAAGACAUACCCGCCCAUCUCAUCAAUCCCCCGAACGCCAGAGGCUCGCUUACAUGCCCCGCCGUCGACAGCCACCUCCGUCCUCUACCUUGCAUAUGGCUCCAAUCUCUGUGCCGAAACCUUUCUUGGUGUCCGCGGCAUCAGGCCCAUAUCUCAGAUUAACGUGUCGGCGCCGACCCUUGAUCUUGUGUUCGACCUCCCCGGCGUUCCAUACCUCGAACCUUGCUUCGCCAACAGCGCCCUUCGCAAGGUUCCCAAACUACCGGAUCCGACAAACCCGCCUAAGGUACCACCCAUCCACCCACCCUGGUUCGCCGCAGCCGAGGGAAGCGAUCAAUAUGAAGAGAACGGGGUCGCGGUUGGACCAUCACAAGAUGCGCGUUGGACCAAGGGUAUAGUGGGCGUCGUCUACGAAGUCACACCUGAAGACUACGGCACCAUUCUUGCGACCGAAGGCGGUGGUUCCAGCUAUGCCGAUAUUCUCAUCCCGUGCUUCGCGCUGCCGCCUCGCAUAUCAGUACCUGAGAAGCCACCCAUCGAUCUACCGAAGCCUUUCUUCGCCCAUACGCUCUUCGCACCGUCCAUCCCCGAAGAGGGCGAUGGCAGCGAAGGCGACUCCACAGCAGGCGAUGGUCCCAAGAAACCAGACGAUCCACGAAAUAAGUGGUAUUGGCGUUUCAUCCGCAGGCCUCACCGGGACGACCCCGCGUAUUCGCAGGCCUCUGCGCGCUACCUCAAGCUCAUCACCGAUGGUGCACGGGAGCAUGAACUUCCAGACGACUACCAACGGUACCUGAGCAACCUGCAAGCGUACACGAUUACGACGUGGAAGCAAUCGGUCGGCAGACUCAUUCUGCUGUUUACCAUGCUGCCCUUUUUCUUCAUUGUCAUGUUUGGCUCGCGGUUGCUGGCCGACAAGCAAGGACGCGUUCCGCUCUGGCUCGCCGGAACAAUGGCCGUGGUACAGAACAUGACAUGGAUGUUCUAUGAUGCAGUUCUGAAGCCCAUAUUCGGUGACGGUGAGAGGACGCAGGAUAAGGAGGGCCACGGCUCGAGAGGAUGGUGGAGGAGGCGGGGAUGCGAGACUGACGAGGAAACGGCUCGUCUGCUGGAUUGA